CUGUUACCGUUGGAUCUUUCCUUGCAUGUACAAAUUAAUGUGGCAGCUGAAUAAAAUUUAAUUUAGUCUGCCUUCGCAACUGUUGCAAUUAACAAUAAUUUUUUGUGAUAAAGUUAAGCUUCAAAAUUACUAAGGUCAAAAUGGAUCAAGACGGUUGCAGCCAAUUAGGCAAAUUGUCGCAACUCCCAAAAAAUUCCAUGUUGAAUGAACUCAUAAUUUCGGAGGCGAAAUAUGACCUAGUCAUCCGCAUAACGGAGGAUGCCGGUGGGUGGAUCUCCCUUCACAAAAUGCUUCUAGCACUAAAAGCCCCAAAACUUCUGGAAGCUCUGGAAAAUGACGGGAAUAAGGGAAUGGACGAAGAGGAAAUUGAGUGGGUUAAGUGGCCCAGUAAAAUAAGUUUGAUCUCCUUCAAAAAGUUUCUUGCUUGGGUCUAUAACGGAACCCCCGGUUCUGAAACAACUGAGGAAGACGUAUCAGCAUUGCUUCAGAUUGCAAAGGACUAUGAAAUUUUUGAAUUGGCAGAGUGGUGUGAGCAAAUGUCGGUUCCUAUGACAACUAGCACAAUUAUGCCCUUAAUGCAUCAGGGUUUGGUUUCCGGAAAUGACGAACUUGUCACAAAGAUACUUUAUGCAUUGGCUAGCGACCAAGAAGAAAUACUUCCGUUAAACCCUUUCGUAAAAUUGGGCCUGCGACACCAAGCCGAGGAAAGAGCCGCCAAUGCCAUCCACACGGCAAACAUUUUUGACGCGUUAUUUCGGGGAAGUAACACUAAAACGGAUUCCAAGAACAUCGUUCCUUUGCACAGAUUCCUUUGCAAAACCGGAACCAACAGCAUGUACAAUAAUCACACAACUUCGGUUGAACAUUACACCUAUAUUGGAGUCUGCUGCAAACUCUUUCACCAAAAAACUUCUCCCCGACCCCCUCGCACGGUUGCCUUACACCGUUUCUAUAUUCAACCCGACCACGACAACGUUUACACAACCGUCCCCUCUGUAUAUGAAGGGAUGACCACUGCAAAGUACGAAGGAAGCGUGGGCUACGUCUACCCGAAUCCUGAGACUGGCACUGUCCCCGUUUUCGAGUAUUAUAGCGCAGUGGACAAAAAUCACUUUUACACAAAAGACUGGAACGAGUGUAAAACUAGAGAUAGACACUAUAAUUAUGUUGGCAUUGCUUUUUAUGCAUUUCCGUAAGAUGCACAAUUACUCAGAUGUGUACGGUACAUAGAUAUGUAAUAAACUUGAGUUUUCCUUUG
This is a messenger RNA of Folsomia candida, 1258 nucleotides long. RefSeq lists its product as uncharacterized. The coding region runs from base 141 to 1196 and encodes 351 amino acids. Gene Ontology annotation, molecular function: protein binding. The record is from RefSeq and is a predicted model, not a curated record. The transcript is spliced from 6 exons. Lineage: Eukaryota; Metazoa; Arthropoda; Collembola; Entomobryomorpha; Isotomidae.